AGUAUUAACGGUACUUUGUACCUAUUCAAGAAAUAAUCAAAAAGUCAUAUCUUUUCAUUAUGUAACCAUUCAAUAACCAAAGGUUACAUCUGUUCAAAAGCUACGUGACUCUUGAUUUACGUGACUUUUAAUUCUAAUACAUACAGCAUAUAUAUAUAUAUGAAUUACCCACUAUUUAAUGGUGUGUGUAACAAAAGGGAAAAUAACAAGUACUAAGUGUACAUGUGAUUUUAACUAUUGAGAGUUUUCUUUGUUCAAGAGAGUUAAGAAUUUCUUAUUAUUGCUAACUAAGAAAUUCAUUGGUUUCAUUGUAUCCUGGGAGAGUAUUGUCAUCAACCCUAUAGCAACUAAGUGUGGGGACAAAUAUCUCUCUAAAGAAAGAGAUUUAAUCGUGCCUUGAAACCAUAACACAAAUAUAAGAUUUUGUCAUCUUCUCAUACCAUAACCACAACAAUCACUGUAAAUCAAAAUGGCUGCUUGGAAAUGCAUAAUCUAGUGCAAGACAUGGGCAAGGAGAUUGUAAUGAGUGACUCGCCAACAAACCCUGGUGAACGUAAUAGAUUAUGGUCUCAUAAAGACAUUCUUCAGGUUCUCAAAGAUGACACAGGAAGUAGUUCAAUUGAAGGAAUAAUGCUUCACCCUGCUACCCAUGAAGAAGUAGAUCAUUGGAUUACUACUGCCUUUGACAAGAUGGAAAACCUUAGGAUUCUAAUUGUUCGGAAUACAAUAUUUUCAACAGCUCCAAGUCGUCUUCCAAAUAGUUUGCGACUAUUGGAGUGGAAAGGGUAUCCAUCAGAGUCAUUCCCACUUGAUUUUCAUCCCAACAAAAUUGUUGACCUCAAGCUACCUCACAGUACUCUUAAAUUGGAAAAGUCAUUUCAGAUAUUUGAGGAUUUGACAUUUAUCAAUCUCUCCCAAUGUCAGUCCAUUACACUAAUUCCCAAUGUGUCUGGAGCAAAAAGCUUGAAAGUCUUCACACUAGACAGAUGCCAUAAGUUGGUAAAGUUUGAUGAAUCUGUUGGGUUUCUGCCAAAUCUUGUGUACUUAAGUGCCUCAGAAUGCAGGGUGCUUCGUAGUUUUGUGCCAAGAAUGUAUUUGCCAUCUCUCGAAGUGCUUUCAUUUUACUUUUGUAAGAAACUUCAGAACUUCCCAGAUGUCAUGCAAAAGAUGGAUAAGCCAUUAAAGAUUUACUUGGCAAAUACUGCUAUCAAAGAGUUCCCAGAUUCCAUUGGUAAUCUUAUAGGGCUUGAGCAUAUAGACAUUUCAAUAUGCAGAGGACUCAAAGAUCUAACAAGUAGCUUCUUCAAGUUGCCGAAACUUUUCACAUUAACCGUUGAGGGAUGUUAUCAUCUUAGAAGAUCAUUUAAGAGGUUCAAAGAGAGCCAUUCCACAUUAGAUGACUGCCCAAAUAUAAAGAGACUGAACUUCACUGGUGCCAAUCUAUCAGAUGAAGAUCUUCAUCCAACUAUUCAGGUUCUUCAAAAGUUGGAAGACGUCAAUGUAUCACACAAAGAUUUUGUAUCCCUCCCAAAUUGCAUCGAACGAUCUUUGCACAUAAAAUGUCUUGAUAUGAGUUAUUGUAAGAAUCUUAAGACAAUUUCAGAACUGCCAUCAAGCAUUCAAAAAGUAGAUGCAAGAUAUUGCUUAUCCUUAACUUCAGGGUCCUCAACUGAACUGUGAUCUAAGGUUUUGCUAGAGACCGAAAGAAUUCAAAUUGUGAUGCCAAAAAAGGAUAUUCCCAAUUUGUUUGACUGCGAUUCCAGUGAAGGUAUUCCUCUGUUUUGGGCUCGCGGAAAGUUCCC
Messenger RNA from Arachis ipaensis, 1802 nucleotides. NCBI's taxonomy places the organism in Eukaryota, Viridiplantae, Streptophyta, Magnoliopsida, Fabales, Fabaceae. The record is from RefSeq and is a predicted model, not a curated record.